AUUGGCUGGAGGAACGGGGGCGGGGCUGCGGAGGGCGCGCGGAGGGCGGACUGGCUGGGGGGCCCCCGGGUUUGUGGAGGGCGCGCCGGGGCGACUGUCAUGGAAGGAGCUGGCGGCGGCUUCCGGAGGGACCUGGUGAGCGAGCUGCUGCGCGCGCACUUCACGGACGGCAAGACCAAAGUGGGCGGGGACGCGCUGUGGCUCAUGGCAGAGCUGCUGAAGAUCUUCGUCGUGGGUAAGCUGGGGCCCCCAGAAGACGGGCCCCGACACUGCCCCCUUGUGUUUUCUUGGGGGGGGUCCCCACUCCCCUCUGACCCAUCCUCCCAGCCGGGGGAAGGCUUAGCUCGGGUUCCGGCCCCGCCCACCUGCCCCCCUCACCACCCUCCCACGUGGUGGCAGAAGCGGCUGUCCGCAGCGCCCGGCAGGCCCAGGCAGAAGACCUCACUCUCGUGGACGUGGACCAGCUGGAGAAGGUGCUGCCUCAGCUGCUCCUGGACUUCUAGGGGCCGCCACCCUCACUGCAGCCUGCUGAGCUGAGGCGAGACCCCACGCCCCAUUUCUGCGGCCUCUGGCUUCAGACAGGGAAGGAGAUGCUGAUGCUGGAGAAGCCCUUCUCCCGCCCCCAAGACUGAAUCAGGUCCUGGCAAAUGCCCCACUCCUCCUGGUGACCUCCUACUGCUGAUCGCCUGGACACAGGAGAUGGGGGGGUCGCCGAGGGGACCCAGGGGCGCAGGUGGCUUCCCCCUACACCCACAAGUGUGAGACAAGGCAGGGGCCACGAAGCAGCCGGGGCCCGACGCCCCGCUCUCAGAGCUCCCGUGUGUCCAUGUAGCCAUCUGACGCCCUCAGAAGCCGCCUCCCUGAGCUAUGGAUAAACCAUCGAUGCAUAUCCUU
This is a messenger RNA of Mustela lutreola (European mink), 894 nucleotides long. It is a transcript of the gene CENPX, whose product is annotated as centromere protein X. The transcript has 4 exons. Gene Ontology annotation, biological process: DNA repair; replication fork processing; resolution of meiotic recombination intermediates. The coding region runs from base 100 to 537 and encodes 145 amino acids. The record is from RefSeq and is a predicted model, not a curated record. Gene Ontology annotation, cellular component: FANCM-MHF complex; Fanconi anaemia nuclear complex. NCBI's taxonomy places the organism in Eukaryota, Metazoa, Chordata, Mammalia, Carnivora, Mustelidae.